UACAGGAGGCUGAAAUCGUGGUGUAGUGAAAUAUAUUCGAAAUGGCACAAAUUCUCAGCGGAAAAGAUGUAUCUGAGGAGAUUCGGGGCCAGAUCCAGGCAGAGAUUUCCUCUAUCCAGGAGAGCUGCCCCGCCUUCAAACCAGGCCUUGCUAUUGUACAGGUUGGGGGUCGAGAGGACUCAACAGUGUACAUAGGUCAGAAGCUAAAGAAUGCUGCUUUGGUCGGAGUGGAUGCCAGGCAUGUUCAGCUGUCCAACACAGCCACACAGCAAGACAUUGUUCAGGCAGUGGAAAGACUGAAUGCUGACCCUACAGUACAUGGCAUCAUCGUGCAGCUUCCCCUGGACACCUCCAGCCCGGUGGACACCCACCUGGUGACAAACACCAUCAAACCAGAAAAGGAUGUGGAUGGGUUACACCAGGAGAAUGCAGGCAAGCUUGCGAGGGGUGACAUGGCUGACUGCAUCGUUCCUUGUACACCAAGAGGUUGUUUCGAACUCAUCAAGAAAUCUGGUAUUGAGGUUGCUGGUAAGCGUGCAGUUGUGAUUGGCCGCAGCAAGAUCGUGGGCGCCCCAAUGUCCAAUCUUCUAACCUGGAAUCAUGCGACGGUCACCGUCUGUCACUCCAAGACAGCCAACCUCCCUGAUGUGGUGCGUGAAGCGGACAUCUUGGUGGUGGCUAUAGGGCGACCACGGUUUGUACAGAAGGACUGGGUCAAGCCUGGGGCUGUUGUCAUUGACUGUGGGAUCAACUCCAUACCAGAGGAUUCUGAUUCUGAUAAUGAAGAUGCAAGUCGCAAGUCAGGCAAGCGUCUGGUGGGUGAUGUUGACUAUGAGGGUGUGUGUGAGGUGGCGGGCUGGAUCACUCCUGUCCCAGGGGGUGUUGGGCCCAUGACUGUGGCCAUGCUUCUGAAAAACACCCUAGACCAGGCCAAACAAGCCCUCAAUGUGGCCAAGGCAUCAAGCAGCUGGAAGCUGUCCCCUCUCCAACUCGCACUGAAGAGCCCAGUGCCCAGUGACAUUGAUAUUGCCCAGGCCCAGACGCCCAAGAUGAUAAGCCUCCUGGCUGGGGAGCUCAACCUGCUGCCAGAGGAGGUGGAUUUGUUUGGGAAACUGAAGGCCAAGGUGUCCCUCAAGGUGCUCGAGAGGCUUGGGACACAGCCGGAUGGGAAAUAUGUGGUUGUUACUGGCAUCACCCCGACACCCCUGGGUGAGGGUAAGAGUACCACAACCAUUGGGCUGACCCAGGCCCUGGGGGCCCACGUGGGCAAGAAUGUGUUUGCCUGUGUCAGACAGCCAUCUCAGGGACCAACAUUCGGCAUUAAGGGUGGAGCUGCAGGUGGGGGCUACUCUCAGGUGAUUCCCAUGGAGGAGUUCAACCUCCACUUGACAGGUGAUAUCCACGCCAUCACUGCCGCCAACAAUUUGCUGGCCGCCCAGCUUGAUGCUCGCAUGUUCCACGAGGCCACACAGACAGAUGAAGCCCUCUACAAGAGACUGGUGCCCUCCAGCAAGGGGAAAAGGGAGUUUGCUAAGAUUCAGCUCCGUAGGCUCAAGAAACUUGGUAUAGAGAAGUUGAACCCUGAUGAGCUGACGGAGGAGGAGGUGAAGGCAUUCGUGAGGUUAGACAUUGACCAGGAAACAAUCACCUGGCAGAGAGUGAUGGACACAAAUGACCGAUUUCUGCGAAGCAUCACAAUUGGCCAGGGCCCACAGGAGAAGGGCAAGACACGCGUGUGUCAGUUUGACAUCACAGUGGCAAGUGAGAUAAUGGCCAUUCUCGCACUGACCACCAGUCUCCAGGACAUGAGGGAACGACUUGGAAACAUGGUCAUCGCCAGCAGUAAGGCAGGUGUGCCUGUCACCGCGGAUGAUCUGGGGGUGAGUGGAGCCCUCACCGUGUUGAUGAAGGAUGCUAUCAGACCAAACCUAAUGCAAACUCUAGAGGGCACUCCAGUGUUUGUGCAUGCUGGUCCAUUUGCCAACAUCGCCCACGGCAACUCUUCCAUUCUGGCCGACAAGAUUGCCCUUAAGCUGGUGGGAAAAGACGGAUUUGUUGUGACUGAGGCAGGAUUCGGUGCAGACAUUGGUAUGGAGAAGUUCUUUAACAUCAAAUGCCGCUAUUCUGGGCUUGUGCCGAAUGCGGUAGUGCUAGUCGCCACUAUCCGGGCUCUAAAGAUGCAUGGCGGCGGCCCCACUGUGGUGGCUGGGGUGCCUCUGCCAAAGGCCUAUACGGAGGAGAACCUGGAGCUGCUUGAGAAGGGUUUCUCCAACCUUGGCAAGCAGAUAGAGAACGCCAACAAGUUUGGGGUCCCCGUUGUUGUGGCUGUCAAUGGAUUUGCGACGGACACUAAGUCAGAGAAGGAGCUUGUCCAGCGUCUGGCACGGGAGAAUGGGGCGUUUGAUGCGAUCAUCUGUAACCACUGGGCCGAGGGAGGCAAGGGUGCUACUGACCUUGCCCGAGCAGUUGACAGGGCGUGUCAAGAGACGAGCAACUUCAAGUUCCUGUAUGAUAUUGAGUUGCCGAUUGAGGAUAAGAUCGAGAUCAUAGCGAAGGAGAUAUACGGAGCUGACGGCAUUGAGCUGUCACCAGAGGCUAAGGAGCAGAUAGCCAGGUACAAGAAACAGGGCUUCAACGACUUGCCGAUCUGCAUGGCAAAGACCCAUCUGUCCUUGUCCCAUGACCCCACUCUGAAAGGUCGCCCCACAGGCUUCACGCUGCCCAUCAGGGAAGCCCGGGCAAGCAUCGGAGCCGGAUUCAUAUACCCACUUGUCGGAACUAUGAGCACUAUGCCUGGGCUGCCAACACGACCUUGUUUCUACGACAUCGACAUUGACCCUGACACUGAGGAGAUUGUUGGGUUGUCAUAAUCACACAUAGUAACCAUGACAACAAAAUGGCGCCCUACCAGUGACAAUUUGAUGUUAGAUGAAAAUCAGUGAUUUCAAACUUGUAAAUAUUACAUGAAAUUGCAUUUAAUGAAUUAUUUAAAAAAUGAUUUAGUGUAAUAAUAAGUGCCAUAACCAAGCUCAAUAGUCAAGUCAACAUGCUUAUUCUGUCAUAUAUGAAAAUCAUGUACAAUAAAACAUAUUGAGGUAAAUUAUGAAGAAAUUGCAAUGUAGAGGCUUAUGAAUGAAAAUUCAUGUUAAAAAUGUUUUGUUAUGAAUUUAUGUUACAUUAUUAAAGAUAUCGACAUAUUAAGUACAAUCAAAAUCAAGACUAUAGACAGUGAAACAUGAAUUUGUGCAUGCUGUUUACCGUUUGCAUUUAUAAAUGAUAAUCAAAGUUUAUUUUGUAUGUGAUUCUCAUGGUUUUGUACAAGUUAAAUGGCCAUGUUGUAUUGAUGUUGAAGAAAGUUUGUUACCAGUAUUUGUUAUGUUUCGGUAUUAUAAAUAGUUUUGUUUAAAAAUGUAGCCCAAUUCAUAUUCUGUUUAUGGAAAAUUGUUUUUGUGACUAUUUUUAUUUGGAGAAAAUAGUUCAAAAUAACUAUUGAGUUCUUUUUUUUUUCCAAGGAAAGCUUUAGCUGCCUUUUAUAAGCUUAUAAUGCACCAGUCAAUUGUAAAAAACACGGCCCCCCAGGUCCCCCAUGUUUUGACCUUCCAGGUGGCCCUGAAGUGCCGAGUGAAUGCGGUGGUUUUGAUUUUGAUAGCGGGGAAUGGGCCUUACCUAUGCAUCCUGGGGUUCGGGGGCUUUUGGCGGGUUUUUUACCAGCAAUUUGUCCCAGCUGGGCGGGGAUUUUACUCGGGAUUGGCUGGAUUGAAAGUCAAAGUCCCCGCUAUUCCCCAGACCUGGGGAGGGGGGCGUAGUUACAAUUGACUGGUGCAUAUAAUCAACUUGAUAAUGUACAAGUAGCCAUAAAGGUAAAAAUGAUAUAAAAUCCUAUAUUGGCUACAUUUGAAGGUAAACACUUGAAGAUUAAUUAUUAACUAUGUAUACAUCUAAAAUUGAUGAUAUUUCAACAAACUGGAAAUAACAUUUUGCAGUUUUGUAAAAUAAAAUAAAAUACAUCUUUAUAAUACUGUAUCAUUGAAAUUGACAAACAUUCUUAUGAUUCACUUAAAAAGGGUCCAAAUAACUCCAACCUUUAUUUACAAGUACA
Messenger RNA from Mya arenaria, 4099 nucleotides. RefSeq names its product C-1-tetrahydrofolate synthase, cytoplasmic-like. Gene Ontology annotation, biological process: tetrahydrofolate interconversion. Gene Ontology annotation, molecular function: methenyltetrahydrofolate cyclohydrolase activity; methylenetetrahydrofolate dehydrogenase (NADP+) activity; formate-tetrahydrofolate ligase activity. The transcript is spliced from 23 exons. The record is from RefSeq and is a predicted model, not a curated record. Gene Ontology annotation, cellular component: cytosol. Lineage: Eukaryota; Metazoa; Mollusca; Bivalvia; Myida; Myidae. The coding region runs from base 42 to 2870 and encodes 942 amino acids.